Molecule: messenger RNA, 1688 nt
Organism: Setaria italica (foxtail millet)
Lineage: Eukaryota; Viridiplantae; Streptophyta; Magnoliopsida; Poales; Poaceae
Product: diacylglycerol O-acyltransferase 2D
Exons: 9
Coding region: 279-1283 (334 amino acids)
Biological process (GO): triglyceride biosynthetic process
Cellular component (GO): endoplasmic reticulum membrane
Molecular function (GO): diacylglycerol O-acyltransferase activity
Source: RefSeq, a predicted model, not a curated record
UCUGCGGUCACGAACAAGGGGGGAGGGGGGCGAGCCCCUGCGCCCCCUGCCAGGCCUCCGUGCACGCACACGACAGCCAGCGCGAUCCCCCCUCCUUAAAACGCCGUGCCGUGCCCAUCCGGGGCAGCCGCCACCGCAGGAUCCGACGGCCUCGAGGGGCGGGGCCGCUCCAAGCAGCAAGACAACAGAAGCGCCGAAAGGCCGAAACGCGCGGCGGCUCCGGACGGAUCGAGCCCGGCGCCGCCUCCGACUCUGCUCCGGUCCGGGGCACCGCCGAGAUGGGCGCGGACGGCGGGCUGAACCGGGCGGCGGAGACGCCCCAGGAUGGGAAGGGGGGCGGCGGCGACGCGAGGGUGUUCCGGUGCACGGACUACUCGCUGCCGCGGACGACGCUGGCGCUGGCGCUCUGGCUGGGCGGCAUCCACUUCAACGUCCUCCUCGUCCUCGCGUCGCUCUUCCUCCUCUCCCGCCGCGCCGCCGCCAUAGUGGUGGCGUUCCAGCUCUUCUUCAUGUUCGUCCCCGUCAACGACAGGGACAAAUGGGGCCGGAGCAUCGCCAGGUUCAUAUGCAGACACGCAAUGGGUUACUUCCCGAUCAGCCUGCAUGUGGAGGACUACAAAGCCUUCGAUCCCAGCAGAGUGUACGUGUUUGGUUACGAGCCCCACUCGGUGCUGCCGAUAGGACUGUCAGCUCUUGCUGAUCUUGUUGGGUUUAUGCCUCUGACUAAGAUCAAGGUCCUUGCGAGUAGUGCGGUGUUCUAUACCCCGUUCUUGAGGCAGAUUUGGACAUGGCUUGGAUUGGUACCUGCGACGAGGAAGAAUUUUUAUUCCUACCUUAGAGCAGGCUAUAGUUGUAUCGUAGUGCCUGGUGGUGUCCGGGAAAUGCUUCAUAUGGAUAAUGAUUCAGAGGUUGCUUUCCUUAAAUCAAGAAAAGGUUUUGUCAAGAUAGCCAUGCAAUCUGGCUGUCCUUUGGUCCCUGUUUUCUGUUUUGGGCAGAGCUAUGCAUACAAGUGGUGGAGGCCAGGUGGCAAAUUGUUUGUCAACAUUGCUAGAGCAGUUAAAUUUACUCCUAUUAUCUUCUGGGGAAGAUUUGGGACGCCCUUUCCCUUCCCAAGACCUAUGCAUGUGGUCGUGGGUAAACCUAUUGAAGUCGACAAAAACCCCCAGCCUGCAAUUGAUGAGAUUAAUGAAGUCCAUGAGCAGUUCAUCAUGGCCUUGCGGGAGCUUUUUGAGAAGUACAAGGGAAAAGCUGGAUAUCCUGGCCUCCAUCUAAGAGUCCUAUGACAUUCCAGCACCGGGCCCAAGUUAGGAUUCAGCAAUAAUGUGGCUCACUCCCUGAAGUUCCAAACUGUGCACUCUGCAUGCAUUCAGGCUGUAGGCCUGUAGUUACAACAUUGUGGAGAUGACCAUAAGGCUCCUAGCUCCGAUGUAAAAACGUGCACCGGAUGCUCAUGAGUCAGAAAGCUUUUUAGUUGCUUGCUACUUUUAGUGGCUGAAAUACAUAUGUAAAGAUAGGUGUGAAUACCAAUUACGCAAUGUUGCAUAAUCAUGAAGAUUGGUGAGAUAUAUGCUCCCAGCUUUAAUCUUCUGAAAUAAAGACUAGUAUACCGCCCAUGCACUCCUUACAGGCUCCAGAUAAGAUAUGCUGGAGUUUGAGAAGUUCUUUCAAAUUUUUACAGUUGUGAACUU